AUGGACAAAGAUGCCAUGGAGCCUCAUGCCAAGAUCUACCGCCGAUCUCGAUCUUCUCCACCUCGAAUGCCAUGGUGGAGGGGCAGUAAUGACCAGGCUUCCGCUGCGCAGGAGGAAGGGGUUCCAGCGAGACUGUUGGGAAUGAGCAGUAUGGAGUAUUCCAUCGAGAAGCUGUCCGAGUCCCCAGAGGCUGAGCUCUCGUCGCCGCUCUCUCGUGAGACAGUCGAUCUGAGAAGAAAAUUUGAGAAAGCACUGGCAGAGGAGCGAGAGAGACACGCGAGGGAGCUCGGGCGCUUGCGCCAGGCUGCGGACCGAACCGAAGCCGACAUGCAGCAGGCAGUGAAGGUGCAGCACCAAGCCGUGGAUGAGCUUACAUGUGAAUUUCGCGGAAGGUGUCAAGAGGUGGAAGAUCGCAUGCAGACGAAGCUGAUGGCAGAGAUCGCAGAAUUGACGAGGCGACCAGCAGUGCAGCCUCUGCAAUCGUCGAACAAAUCUUCAACUCCUGGCGUGGAGAAGAUUAUGCCGCAGCUCCAGGAGCUUCAGUGGCAUCAGACUGGCAUCAGCACGUCUAUCAGCACCCUGCAACCGCGACUGGGGGCCUGCGAGGCCAAGCUCCAUGCUCAGGAUGUCGUCCUGGACAGCUUAACCAAGCAGGUCGGCGAUGCUUGCAAAGCCUUGGCCUCGCUGUCGACCAAAGCGGUGGCCGCGGAGAACUUGGAAGGCUUGCAGCAGAAGCUCCUGGCCGCGGAGCGUCGGAUCCAUGCGUCGGAGGUUUCAACUGAUUGCCUCAAGAAUCAAGUCCAGCAGCUUAGGGUGCGACCGGCAGACGGAGAGAUUCCGCUCUCCGUGCCGGACAUCACGACUCAGAGCGACGGCAUGCUAGCUCGGCAGCUGGGUCUAGAGAGAAUCUUUGGCGACUUUCGACGUGGGAUCCAGAGCCCAAAGCACCGUCGAACCCACUCGCCGCACAAUGCCAGGGAACCCGCAACUGUGAAGCGGCUGCCUUUUCGAGUGGGUCGUCCAUCUGGGCGCAAGGCAUCCGACAGCGAGGAGGCGCCCUAUUUCGUGGCCCAGCCAACGCUGGAGAGCACGUUGGGCAGAACGCAAUCCGAAUCCCUGGAGCUGCCCUUCGAGCUUCACUCAUCACCCAGUUCACAGUAG
Symbiodinium necroappetens is the source of this 1161-nucleotide messenger RNA. Lineage: Eukaryota; Dinophyceae; Suessiales; Symbiodiniaceae. The record is from the annotation of a GenBank genome assembly.